Messenger RNA from Apis cerana (Asiatic honeybee), 1577 nucleotides. RefSeq names its product odorant receptor 13a. Gene Ontology annotation, molecular function: olfactory receptor activity; odorant binding. Gene Ontology annotation, cellular component: plasma membrane. Gene Ontology annotation, biological process: detection of chemical stimulus involved in sensory perception of smell; sensory perception of smell. The record is from RefSeq and is a predicted model, not a curated record. Lineage: Eukaryota; Metazoa; Arthropoda; Insecta; Hymenoptera; Apidae.
AUGAGUGAGUUCCGUAACAAGGAAUACGAUCAAUUGAUUAAACCAAUAAUGAUAACUGGAAAAAUCAUUUCUAUAUGGCCGUUAGCAGAGAAUAGCAGUCGGAUAACGAUUACGUUUAGGAGAUUUCACUUGUUCUGCAUGUUUUUCCUAGUGAUCGUGAUGUCUGUCGCGGUAACAGCCGACGUGGUUCACAAUAUGGAUGAUCUGGACGAAGCAACCGAAUGCGCGUUAAUUUGCACAGCUUUUUACCUUUGCGUGGUUCGCUUGCUCGUGUAUUCGUUCCACCAGAAGGACAUGCUCUACGUGGUGAACACGAUGAAACAGGAUUGGAUCUCAUCCUCGGACCAGGAUCGGCUCAUUUUCGCCGAGAAAACGGUGUUCGCUUUCCGCCUCGCGAAAUAUUUUAUCACCACCGUCGCAAUAACCAUCGUCAUGUUCAUGUCCGUCCCAAUUUUGGAGAUUUACGUGAUCGGCAGUAGCGACAAAGUGCUCCCAUUUCGAGGAUAUUUCUUCAUCAAUCAAACCGUGUCACCGAUUUUCGAAUUUCUUUAUCUGUUCAACGUAACAGCGGGCGGAUUCGGCGGAAGUAUGAUCGCAGGCGCUACCAGUUUUAAUUUAGUGGUGAUAAUACACGGCUCGGGCAAAUUUGCCGUUCUGAGGAGAAGGAUGGAGGCUUUGAGCGGGGCCGAUCCUAACUCCACCACGAUCAUGGGGGACAACGUGAUUCGUCACCAGCAAGCGAUCAAGUUCGCGGACACUUUGGAAAGGAUCAUAAACCUGCUCGCUUUGGGACAAUUCGUCAUAAGCACGGGAUUGAUUUGCUUCGCCGGAUUUCAGAUCACCUCGAUGAUGGAGGACAAGGGUCGUCUGAUGAAAUAUUCCACCUUUCUCAACUCAGCCAUUCUCGAGCUGUUCAUGUUCAGCUUCAGUGGGAACGGGUUGAUCGACGAGAGCGAAGGGAUAGGAGAGUCGGCAUACAACAGCGGAUGGAUAGGCAGCCAUUUCCAUAAAAGCGUCCAGAUCAUGAUGAUGCGUUCCAAGAUUGCCAGCAAGAUAACAGCGGCAAAAUUCUACAGCAUGUCCUUGGAGAGUUUCUCAACGGUGAGCCAACUCAAACUCGAUCAAAUUCUCGAGAUCGAGACAGUUUAUUUAAUUAUGUUAUUAAGGGGAGGAGACGUGACGUUUUCUUCGUGCCGAUCCUUUAUGCGUUUUUCUAGGUUCUAAGCACGUCGUUCUCGUACUUCACGGUGCUCACAGCCACCAAAAACGAGUAGCAGCACCGCGUCGCUUCUACACGGUUUUAUACGAUUCGGAUAGACGGCGUCUCUCGAUGACUCAACGGAGAAUAUAUGUACUUUAGUUAGAUCCACUAGCCUAAAAAUAUCGCCUAAAAACAAAAUGUCGUGUGCGAACCAGUUGUAGUUAAACCACCAGUUUGUUGCUUAAGAUCGAUAGAUUUUUUUUUUUUUUUUAGAAAAGCACACAGAAAAGCAGAUUUCGAAAAAAUCGAUUCGAACAGAAAUUUUUUACGAUAGAAAUUGUUAACGAUGAUCGAUAAUUUAAUAUUAUAUUCGAUA